This is a messenger RNA of Symbiodinium sp. CCMP2456, 351 nucleotides long. Lineage: Eukaryota; Dinophyceae; Suessiales; Symbiodiniaceae. The record is from the annotation of a GenBank genome assembly.
AUGGCACGCAAGAAAGUUGGGCACAAGGGCGUGCGUCACCAGGAGCCUCCCCCGCCGGAAUCGUCGGGGGGUCCUCUGACGAUGCCGGCCCGGAAAAUCCUGGAGGAGUAUCAGGGCUUUACGGAGGCAAGUCUUUGCCAGUUGCUAUGCCGGGUUGAGCGUCUGAGCUCUACUCCCUUGAUCUUCUACGUGGAAGAGGCAUACGAUAACGAGCACAACGAGCCUCGGGAAGUCGAAGACAUCCCGAACGAACCCUCCGUCAAGAACCAGGAGCCACCCGUGAAGAACCAGGAGGAGGUCAUGAAGGCAUCUGAGAAGGAUGUUGAGGGCGUCAUUACCAGCAGCAUGUGA